AUGACCAAUGCCUCAACAAACUCUUUCCAAGAGGGAGCUCAGGCCAUCAAAUACUGUUUGAGCGAAGUCAAUCAACAAGGUUGCAGGGUGCUGCUAUCUAUUCCUACACUUGCCAUCAUCAUUUGUUGUAACUUGCUCAAAGUAAUCAUAAUGAUAAUGAUGUUCAGAACCAGGAACAGCAAUGCGAAGCCAUUAGUGACUAGAGGAGAUGCAAUACAAUCUUUUAUUGAGCUUCCAGAUCCAACUACGGACGAUAUGUGUCUCUACGAUAAAAACAUGAUAGAAAAAGGAUUCUGGGAGAGAGCAAAAUUACCCCAGGAGUACUACCCAAGAAAGCGUCUUUGGUUCGGUGCCUGCUCAACCAAGAGAUGGGUAAUCACAAACGUCAUGGCUGUCGCAACUCUUGUCGUUUUAGGAGCAGUCAACUUUUCGUUUCCAAAGUCGAUAUCAGAUGCUUGGUUAUUGGGUCUUGAUACCGCCGCCUCCGAACAAACAGUCGUCAAUAUCGGCAUGACUGGUAAGGGAUUAUCUGGUGUUGUAUCGAAUCUCCUUCUAGCAGAUCUUCCACAGGCCUUGUUCUCCCUCCUUUUCCUCUCCUACAACAGUCUUUUUACUUUCAUGUAUGCCGCGGACGAGUGGCAUCGUUUCGCUCAUGAAAAAAAAACUCUGCGUGUCUCGUCACCGAUCGGUGACCAGCGAAGUACCUACUGGCUACAGAUGCCAUACAAAGCCGCGUUCCCCCUCGUUGCCAUCGCUUUCGUCUUCCACUGGCUCAUCUCAGAGAGCUUGUACUUUUCAAGAAUAGCUAUAUAUGACCUGGAUGGUAAAUAUGUCCCCGAGAACGAUAUUUCGACCAUUGGGUACUCCUUCAAGCCUCUCGUUCUCGUCCUAUGCCUUGGGAUCUUGGUGGUAUGCGGAUUUGGAAUUAUCAGUGGGUUCGUGAGGUUCAAGGCCGGGCUUCCAUUGGCAGGUGGAUGCAGUGCUGUUAUCAGUGCCGCGUGCCAUGGUGCUGCACAAGGCGAUUGUGGCGAUGAUGUAUUACGGCCGUUGAAGUGGUGCGUCGUAUGCGGGGCAGAUUCGCUUCAGGAAGCUGGAAAUAAGACACAGCACACCCACUGGAGGGAAGAGUUUUGGAAUUCAAGAGACCUGCCAGGACAUUGCGCGUUCAGCAGUGCUGAGCUAGCAAUGCCUACUCCCGGACACUUCUACAAAUAA
Molecule: messenger RNA, 1215 nt
Organism: Mollisia scopiformis
Lineage: Eukaryota; Fungi; Ascomycota; Leotiomycetes; Helotiales; Mollisiaceae
Exons: 2
Coding region: 1-1215 (404 amino acids)
Source: RefSeq, a predicted model, not a curated record